ACACUGUAGCAUUCAUACAUUGUUACAUUGUAACAAACCGGGGCAGCUGGAGGGAGACGGGGGGCUGCAAUCCGCAUAAGUCUGGAAGCAUUUUUUUUCUGGUUGCAACGCAUUUCACAAAAAUACAACAAAGAAAAAAGAAGAAUAUUCGUCGAUCCAUACGGAAAUUUAAUAUAACGCAUAAGAAGAUUAAGACCGCCCUGAUCACAAAGACCAAACGAAGAGAACAGGGUGCAGCGGAUUGUUUCAUACCCUACAAACAUUUAAGGAUUCGGGGAAGGAGAACAAAAUCACCAAACACUCUCCCUUAUUUUAAGUUAUUGGGUCAAGAAAAAUAUAAAUAAAACCUUUAACAGCUGUCUGAAGUCCUCCCCUCUCUCUGCUUGCCCCGGGUUGUUCUAUUUAUUUAAACCAUUGCUCACACAACAAAUAGCUUUCCUAGAAAACGAAGCCUGCUCGUUUUCGCUUUGUAUUUAAAGAAUGUUACAGUACGCAAUUUAAGCAUAGAAGAGGAAACAAAUAGUAAAAUAAAGUUUUAUAUACCAAUGAUUAGGUUUUCUGCACUCGUCGAAAUUUACAAACGGAAAGCUUUCAUUCACAAGCGGAAUAGUGCCUUGAGUUUGCUGGCGGACGGAAAGAACUACCCUGCCUGCAGUAGCUAAAACGCAAUAAGAAGAUAAAAUCAUAAAGAAAGAAAAAAAAAGAAAAGGUUUACAUUUCAGAACUAACGUUUUGAGCGACGGGUUUCAGAGGAAAGACGGUUCUCCAUUUCUCACAGGCCGUGGGACCCCAUGGAGGCGUGUUCGGUGCUCAGUCUGAAACGCAGAUUCGAGGAGGUGGACAGCGGCUCGCCCUACUCCACGCCCAAAGACUCGGACGAUGACAUCUUGAGCAGCGACAGCGUCGACAGCUGCGACAGCCUCAACCCUCCGUCCUCCACCUCGCUCACACCUCCCUCCAUCCUGCGGCAGCGGCGGCCCCCGCCGGGCCGUAAGAGCGUGCGCUUCGACGCCGUCACCGUGUACUACUUCUCGCGGCGGCAGGGCUUCAACAGCGUGCCCAGCCAGGGGGGCAGCUCCCUGGGCAUGGCCCAGCGGCACAGCGCCAUCCGCCGCUACACCCUGGGGGAGUUCGCCCGCGAGCAGCGCACCACCCACCGCCAGGUCCUGCGCCAGCACCUGCGCCAGGAGAAGCUCAAAGCCCGCAAGAUGAAGCUGACGCAGAACGGCGCGGUGGAGUGUGCCGAGGCGGAGACGCUGACCCUGGAGGACGUGUCGGACGAGGACCUGGACGUGGAGGGCGUGGAGGUGGACGACUGCUUCUUCCUGCAGCCGCUGCCCACCAAGCGGCGGCGCGCCCUGCUGCGCGCCUCGGGCAUCACCCGCAUCGACGGCGGCGAGAAGAGCGAGCUGCGCGCCAUCCGCCUGUCCCGCGAGGAGUGCGGCUGCGACUGCCGCUUCUACUGCGACCCGCGCCGCUGCGGCUGCAGCCAGGCCGGCAUCAAGUGCCAGGUGGACCGCGUGUCUUUCCCCUGCGGUUGCUCUCGGGACGGCUGUGGCAACACUGCGGGCCGCAUCGAGUUCAACCCACUGCGCGUGCGGACGCACUACCUGCACACCAUCAUGAAGCUGGACCUGGAGAAGAAGAGGCAGAUGGGAGUUGGAGUUUGCGAAGGGCUGGAGGCGGCCGAGGCCGUGUGCUCCAUCACCCCGGCCUCCGAAGCCCCCGCUCACUUUGGCGUGGAAAUUGAGGUGCACUCCCAGACCGUGCCAGCAGAGGGCGCAGACGGGGACCCGGACUACAUUUCCCAGGGAGACAGCCUGGCGCUGGAGAACGAGGCGGCCGUGCUGCACCUGCAGAGCGCAGAGGAGAGGGAGAGGCGGAGGGAGCAGGAGGAAGAGGAGGCUAGCGUAGGGGCUGGGGGACUGGCUGACUCCGGGCUUUGCCUCCUGCCCGAGUCCCUGCAGGGCGAGGUGGCCGGGGAGCAGGGGGCGGAGCCUAUCGUCAUCCAGGGCCCCUUCCCUCCCGGCACAUCUGUGCUGUGCAUAGCUGAGGGCCAGGAGGGCCCCGAUCCCCAGGCUUUCCUAAAGGACCCUGCCUCCCUGCUCUUCUACCACAUUGGCUCAGUGCAGCCGGAGCCCACCGUACUGCCGCAGCCGGGAGAACAGGUGGGGGGCGGAGCCGAGGAGGACCAGGAGGAGGGGCCAGAGGGGGAGACCUCUCCGGAGAAUUCCCAGGACUCCUUGCCCGCAGUGGUCCUCUGCUCAGAAAACUACACUGAAACUGAAGAUGGGCCCCUCCUACAGGAGGGGUCCUUUCAAAGACUGAAUGGGCUGCCCCAAGAAAAUGCCCGAGUGGCCUUUGAAGGAGAAGUAAGCACGCUGCCUCUUGAGGCUCUGGGUCCUUAAAUUUUGCAGAUGUUUUGCACAGUAACUGUUAAAGCUUGUUGCCUAUAUUAGUAUAAAUUAUUAUUAUUAUUAUUAUUAUUAUUAUUAUUAUUAUUAACUACUUUAAGGGUGGGUUAAUAGAGAUGAGCAUGUGCUGUGAAUGACAGAGCCAGACAGACAGGUGGUGAUUACUCAGUCUGUGGUCUGUCUAAUUGGGCUGCGGCGGUGGAAUAUGCCGCAGAGACUAGCAGCUCUAGGGUUAAUGAGAACAAGUUGCAGGUUUUCACAGUGGCCCCCAUGCAUAGCUCAGCAGUUAGUGGAGUACAUCGCCUGUGUUUCAGUGGGGAUUCCAAUCUUACCUCAUUCUGUGGCAAUCAUCAAUCCACGUCUCUGUGCACUAGAUGUUGGUUGUUAUGUCGGGUUAGUGUGCUUUUAAAAAGACUCGAUGUGUACGCUGUGAGAGGGCGCUUGGGGAAGUUUCAAGCCACUGAUAAAUCCCUAUUUCAGACCUGCCGAUCCUGGGAAUACUUGGCAAAGAUCUGAUGUACUGUACGGAGUUUGGGAGUUUGGGAGUGUUUUCCGAACCAGUGUUAAAAACCGCUGUAAGGUUGCGGAGAAGAUGCAGACUAAAUAUGUUUGCAGGUUUGCACAGUCCUUAUUUUAAUUUGCGAUGAUAAUUGUCGAAGUACCGUGUCCUUAAUUUUAUUUCUAGUUUCAUUCAUAAAACCGCACAUCAAUCAUUAUUCCAUGUUAUUCCAAGUGUUUUAUAUCACAAUGCAAAAUGUACUAUUGUAAAAAGAAGUUGUAUUAAUACAGUAUGAGCUGUAUUGUAUUAAAUAAUCAUAUUUACCUUUUU
This is a messenger RNA of Anguilla anguilla (European eel), 3243 nucleotides long. RefSeq names its product cysteine/serine-rich nuclear protein 2-like. Gene Ontology annotation, molecular function: DNA-binding transcription factor activity, RNA polymerase II-specific; sequence-specific DNA binding. The record is from RefSeq and is a predicted model, not a curated record. Gene Ontology annotation, cellular component: nucleus. Bases 792 to 2408 code for a protein of 538 amino acids. The transcript has 5 exons. NCBI's taxonomy places the organism in Eukaryota, Metazoa, Chordata, Actinopteri, Anguilliformes, Anguillidae. Gene Ontology annotation, biological process: regulation of transcription by RNA polymerase II.